AUGGCCGUGGAAAAGAAAAUCAUUAAGGAUGGUGACGGUGUGAACAAGCCAAAAAAAGGGGACACAGUCACAAUGCACUAUACUGGCACUCUUCCCAUCGGAACCAAACUCGCCGAUGGAACCACCUGUGAAGAGCCAAAAAAAUUCGAUUCUUCUGUUGACCGUGGGGAGCCCUUCGUUACCAAGAUUGGUGUUGGGAAGGUUAUCAGAGGCUGGGACGAGGGAGUUCCCACGAUGUCGUUGGGAGAGAAGGCGAAAUUAACUAUUACUGGUGACUACGCCUAUGGAGAGCGCGGUUUCCCCAACUUGAUCCCCCGAAUGCUACUUUGGUCUUUGAUGUUGAGCUCCUUGCUAUUAACGAUAAGAAGUGCGACGAUAAACCGACUGACGGCAAACCGAACGCUUGAUUCCAAUUACUUUCUCUAA
Morchella importuna is the source of this 426-nucleotide messenger RNA. RefSeq lists its product as uncharacterized. Gene Ontology annotation, molecular function: peptidyl-prolyl cis-trans isomerase activity. NCBI's taxonomy places the organism in Eukaryota, Fungi, Ascomycota, Pezizomycetes, Pezizales, Morchellaceae. The transcript has 6 exons. The record is from RefSeq and is a predicted model, not a curated record. The coding region runs from base 1 to 426 and encodes 141 amino acids.